CUGGGAGUCCACCUGGUUCAGCAGAACAAGCUGAUGCAAAAAGUCUUUGCUUUGUGCCUGCUGUGACUUCCUCUCCGCAAGAGUUUUGUAGGAAGCACACCUUCCUGGGUAUCUGUUGGCUUCUAAGUGCUCAGGUGGGGAUGAUCGGUUGAACUUUGCGAGAACCACGACACAGGUGCCAAAUUCGUUUUGCCAAAUUUUUAUAUUUUGAAAUUUUCAAAAUUGUUUUGCAGUAUAUCUGGUAGCCAGCUGUGGUGCCGUUGUCGCGUUCAACUGGCCUCAGUUAGUGCCAGUACUGUGCUAAGGCGAGGGAGCGGAUCGACGACAGAUUGGCAAUUUGCGAGGCGCACGGCGUGGCGUGUCAGAACAGAUCGAGGAUGCGUCGGCCAGUUUAGUUUAAUCCGCCGAGAAGAACGAGGCACACCGUACCCUCACAAUGGCCUUGGCCAUUCUGUUUGCGCUGCUGUACCGCUGGCUGCUGCCGUUGGUACUACUGAGCGCGGCUGUUGUUCGUCUCAAUGGCUUCUCAUUGACCUACCUGGUGCUGCUCCUGUUGAGUCUAUUACUGAAGAGUGACUAUCGCAGUGCGUCACCGCGCACUCUACUUAUCCUGCUGCUGGCCGUGUCUACGGGUAGCCUGCUUGGCAAUGCUUUCUUCCAGAUCUCGCGCUCCACGGACUACGCCAAGGAUCACCUGCAACCAGGUGACGAGGCUGAGCGGAUAUGGCGGCAAAUCGGCUUCAACCAGAUGUCGGCGUUCUCCGCUGUGGAGGUCAUUCGCCAUGUGAUGCCGGACAUUGUCGUAUUCCUGCUCACCGUACCGCUGAUCAUCUUCAUCGGCAAGCUGAGAGCAACCAGUGCAGCGGCGGCGGCCGACGAAGACACGGACGACGCCGACGCCUCGCUGGAGGCAGGCAUCCGACGACGAGACGAUGAUGUCGAUGAUGACGCGGCCAGUGGUGGUGGCGAUGGCGACGACUCGGAACAGGGCAUGCCGGAGUGGUUUGUGUCGGUGCUGCGCACGUUCAGCAACGCGCUGUGCGUGACCGCACUGCUCCUCACCAGCGCCGCCAACCCCAGCGUGCUCUCCUCCGUCUACCUGCUGCUGUUCAUCGGUGUGGGCGUGGCCUGGGCGCUGGCCACCAGGCACGGUGCGGCGCGUCUCCAUGGCGUCAAGCUGUUCACGCUGGCCUACUCUGCGCUGCACCUGCUCGCUCUCUAUGUGUAUCAGUUUGACGGUGUGCAGUCGACUAGUGCGUGGAACAUCACUGAUUACUCCACAGUGCAAAUGCUGGGUCUAACACCGUUGGUGAAUGCUUCUCAUGGCGGACCUCACCCGUGGUCUAUUGUCUUCACAAAAGAGGCCAAGUGGACAUGGUAUCUGUCGCCGGCACUAAUCUUUCUUCUCUUCUGGGUUAUCUCACUUGACCUACGCUUCUCCUCCAAGGUCAACGCGGCGAAUUCCUCCUCCUCCUCCUCGCUCUCAAGUAGCCAGCAGACUGCAGCAAAAGCGCCCAGCCGUACGGAGCGAUCUCAGCUGUUGCGUGGCUCGCAGCCAACCGGCUACGGCACUGAACCCAGCAUCGUACGCUCACGUUCGCCUCGUCCUAGCAGUCCUGCCGCGGCAGCAACGGAUGAUGUCGAUAGCACCGGGGUUCGUAUUUCCACGGCUGCUGCUGCUGACCCCGCAGGUGAUAAUGAUGACCAGCAACGACAAGAACAUGGCGUGGUUCUGAUGCUGUCCAAUGGAACAAAGGCACUUGGGCAGUUUGUGAUGAAAUACAUCUAUCUGCUGGCUCUUGUCGUGAUGAUGGCAUGGAGCAUUGCCUACUUGUCCUGGCUGGCCUGUGCCUUCCUGGUUGUGGCGUGUAUCCUGUGGGUCAUACCCAACUGCUACAAAUGGUGUCUAGCUGUGUCACCGUUGCUUGCAGCCUACGCUGGCGCUCUCCUCCUAUUGGAGUACAUCUGUGACUUUGACGUGGUCACCGAUACCUGGGAGGACUGGCAUGAGAUGGGUGUCCGGCAUCACCAUAUUGGAUUCCCGCACGUCCUUCUCAAGGCGGCUGGCUUUGGCAUACUACUGGCCACUGUGCGUUCUCACAUUCACGUUCUAGAGGAAGAGGAGAGGCGCAACGGUACAGGUGCCGACCGUCGUCGUGGUGAUGAGCAUGACGGUGGGGUGGCGUCAGCGGCAGCGUAUCGUUAUAGUGAACUAGCCGUAACCGUGGCGAAGGAGUACUGGCUGCUGGUCUGCUAUGCUAUUUUCCUGGUAGUGAGCCUGGUCGGCGACGUCUCCAUCUUCAAGAUGAUCUAUAUGCUACUCUUCUUGAUCUUCUUCAUCACGUACCAGACAUCCGGCAGGCUAUGGUCAGCUGUUCUGCGACCACUCUGGUGGUUGGCUGUCGUGUACAGCAUGGCUGUCCUGGCAUUGAUCUACUCCUAUCAGUUUGUGUCAGUGCGCAACCUCUGGGAUCAUGUGAAGACUUCAUGGGUCCACGACAUAGGCCUGCAACACUAUGAUCAAGAGCAGCUGUUUGGCCAGCUCUCCUUGCCCACCAUAGUGCUCAUCACAGUCAUCAUUCAGAUACGCUACUGCCAUGAUAAAACACCUGCAGCAGGACCUACAGCUACACCAUCACCAUACAACGCGAGUACACCAUCAACAUCACCUACAUCCCCGGCAUCGCGGAGCAGAAGUCCUCCCAUGGACCUUUCUCUUUCCAAGUCUGGCUCUGCACUCAGUGCGAGCACCGAGUUACACACCAUGCCGUCCAGCAGUGGCAAUGCUGGUACUGCAUCAGCAUACGCACCGCCUCAACCGACCAACGCCGCCACGGCCGACGACGACGGCGGCGGAGGUGAUUCACAGCGAGCUGGUGAUCGGCAGCGGGCGCUGACACCGCGCAAACAGACCAUGUCCGUCAACAACGCCGCGUUCAACAAUUCAGCCCGCAGCACCGGUGGAGGUGUGGCCGGGGACCGUCUCGCCUCUACCGCCAGUCCUAGUUCUAUGUUACCGCGCUCUGCAGCAUCGGCGGCGGCCACGGCUAAUCUUGUAGCUGGUGAUGAAGCUGAAGACCGUUCAGAGGAUGAGGAUGAUGAGGAUGAGAGUCAGUCUGGUGGUGGCUGUGGCAAUGACAAGCGUUCCUGGAAGGACUUCCUCCUCUGGUCUGUGUCCCGGGUGAUAGCCAGUGUGUCUUGGCUGCUGGGGCUGCUCUGGCGACUGCUGGAGUUGCAUCUCAACCGCCUCGUCUUGCUCAUCAUCACGAUCGUCUGCCUGAACGAUAUCAGCGCGUUCAACAUUGUGGCGUUUGUUUUCGUCCUGAUCACCCUGCUGAUCCCCGGCCUGCGCAGCAUCUGCUACCUCUUCUUCAACCUUUGGGCACUGGUCAGCAUUGAGGCCAAGAUGGCCUUCCAACUGCAGACUUUCACCGCCGAAGAUGUUUCCCUGUCGCACAACUGUUCUCUGAAUAAUAGUCGCUUCACGUCGCUGGGGUCCUGGGUUGGCGUGGUGAAGACCAACCAUCUUCCCAACUACGUGCAGGGUUAUCUGUGGGUGAUGGUGCUCAUCUCGCUGCGUGUGGUUGUCAACCGCCACCAGCGUAGCAUCAAGGAGCACUACAAGCGGGCCCUGGAGGAUUCCAGACGUAGCGGUGGUGCUGGUGGAUCAGCUCAAUCACAGACAGUGCCUCCGCCACCAGAAGGAACACAUCUCUUCUCCAACGUUACUCGUCAGGACGCUGAUCGGGAUUUGUCGCACGCGCUCAAGUACCUUUGCAACCAUGGCUUCGAGUUGUUUGGCGUGGAGGUGACACUAGUGAUUUGUGCGACCGUAGUAGUUGUCCGGCAAGACGUCUUUGCUCUGCUCUACGCCACCAAUCUGGUGGUGCUGCUGCUGGCGUCGGCGUCCGGACGACUGCAGCGCUACUUUCUCUGGCCCGUGUUCUGCAUUGUCGUUGCACUGUUCCUGCUGGUGCAGUACUUCCUGCUGCUGGGCCUCCCGCCGUCUCUCUGCUUCCGUCCGUUCUGGGAGACAACGGAAGCGUUUGAGGGCAACCCCGACUUGCUUCACUGGAUGUAUCUCAGUGUUCCUGGUCAUCGGCAGAACAAAUGGUUCCCACUGGCGGAUGUAAUCCUCUUCAUCAGUGCCACUAUACACCUGCAUAAUAUCCGUCGUAAACGCUUGCACGGCGGUGAGACGGAGGGAUACACACGUCUUGGUGACCAGUACCAUGUGCCAGACUUCACCGAGGGAGAGACUUGGCUGGAUAUGUUCAAGAAUCUGAUUUUCCAUCAUUUCUUCUGGCUAACACUGGCAGCAAUGUUCAUAGCCGCCACAAGUCGCACCACCAUACUCAGCCUGUGUUACAUGAUCCUGAGCUUCGUCUUCCUCUGGUUUGGUGGCAGCCAGCUGCAGCUACCCAGGGCCACGCUCGUCAAACGGUGGAAGUGGCUGCUGGCCUUCAAUGUGUUUGUCAUCUUCGUCAAGACCACACUGCAGAUUUGGUCGUGUGCGUAUAUGUCGGAUACCCAUCUGAGCAACAACCUAGGAAAGUUGUUUGCAACAUCAUGCCAGGGUGGACUCAACAUUGGCAGUGCUACCGAGAGGGCAGAUCAGGAGAAGGACGAGGCCGGCCUGUAUCUGGAUGUUCUCCUUCUAGCCAUGCUGCUGUUACAGCUGCGUAUCUUCUCCAGCCAGUACUUUGGACAUGUCGUACAACAUCUGGACACCAUCGUGGAAUUUGCGCCCGACGGACUGCGUAUGUUACUACGCCUGCAGCACAAUCGACGCCGCGCUCGACGGCAGGCUGAGCACGCUAACAUUACCACCAUCCGUGACAGGGUGCUGGCACUGGAAAAGGAGCCACACGCUUUCCAGACCCUCUAUGGUGGCACCAUUAUUCCUGAAGAGGAUCUGAAGAAGCGUUUCCGAGGCAGCAGAGCAUCGAUAACCAGUGACACGUCGGGUUCCUUCAGUGAGGACGACCGUGAGGACAUGUCGUCCGUUGAUCCAAUGUCGUCAUUGGAGGGUGCAGGGAGGCGAGCGGAGACACCUAUUGAGGAGCUUGUUAGCGCUGCGGAGUCAGAGGCUUGCGCUGAGGAUAGCUCAGCUGAAGGCGGUCCACGGCAGCGGAAGAAGAAGAGUGACAAAGCUGACGAUCGCUCGUUCCUGCGAAAGGUCAUCGACGCCCUCAAUGACUUUUUGAACAAGUCUGUUAUCUACUGGCUGGACGGCAUGUCCUAUGACUACAUCUAUGUGGAGACUCGGUUGAGACGACUUCGUUUGCUCAAGAGACUACAGGACCAGGGCCAGAGUGGCAGUGAAGAGGACAUCGCUGACUACUGCGCACCGCCAGGCACUAUCCUGGCUACUCACGUGCCCAAGAGUGCCAAGAAGAAGAAGAAUCGCAAGCGCAGAGACAACAACGACGAUGACGGUGGUGCUGAUGGUGACGGUGAGACCAAUCACAGCUCUACGUCUGCAUCUUCCAGUACGGUGUCUGCACCUGCGGCCGCAUCCUCUCUAAUCCAGGCAGCCUCGGACGACGACGAAAACGAGCGACGGGACGGAACCGGUCGCUCGAGUACGCGUCGCAGCAAGCUGGGGCCACUGUCCGCAUUGGACUUCAUCUUGAAGAAGCGCUCGCUCACGACGCGCUCAGCUGCGACCGAGAAACUCCUGCGUAACGAGGUUGCCCACGUGAUAUACAUGCCGGCCAGAAUCGGCUGGGCACUGUACUACGCCAUUCUGGCGCGCACCGAUGUCUUCUGUUACUUCCUGAUGAUACUGGAUCACGUGGUGAAGGGACAGAUUCUGACAUUGCCGCUGCCACUGCUGGUGUUCCUGUGGGCACUACUGGAUAAGCCUCGGCCUUCACCACGGUUCUGGGUGACGGUGAUCACCUAUGUUGAGGUUAUAGUUGUGAUCAAGUUUAUGUUUCAGUCUGCACUAUGGCCAUCCGAGCUCAAUGAGGAUCCCAAAUCUCCAUCAUCCUUCAUCCAGCUGCUGGGCAUCUAUCGUGUACCGAACUUCACCAGUGCAACUGUCCUGGAUAUCGUACUACUGCUUGCACUGUGUAUCCAUCGUCGUAUGUUACAGCUGCAUGGCUUGUGGGAUUUCAAGACCCAGAGUGGACAUAAGAACAAUAGUGAAGAAGCAGAAGCAGAAGAAGAAGAUGAUGAUGACGUAGACAUCAACAAUGCAGAGCACGAAUCUCCCGCUGCUGGUGACGGGGACGAAGCAGAUGGUGCCGGAGGUGUCCGAUUUAGACUUGAGGGCAAGGAAACGCUGAAGCCUGCCGCUGCUUCUUCCAAAGAUUCACUGUUCUCUCGCUUUGUGCGCUUCAUCCGCACUGCAUUGGACCCGCGUCGUGGCAGUGGACAGGCUGACUUCUACACGGCCAUGGUGCUUGUGGACUUUGUGGCGUUUCUCGUCAGCAUCUUCGGCUACUCUUCAUUCUCAGAGUCAUCCGGUGGUAAUGUGGUAUCGUAUAUCACAGAGAAUCAUAUACCAAAGAUGUUCCUCGUCAUCAUUCUCUUGGAAUUUCUGUUUAUCAUCUUUGAUCGUGUUAUCUAUCUGAAGAAGUGGCUACUAGGCAAGCUCAUUUUCCAGGGUACUCUUCUGCUGAUCGUGCACGUCUGGCUCUUCUUCGUGAUGCCCAGUAUCACUAAAAGACCAUUCCAUGACAAUCCUGUUGUGCAAGCAUGGUACUUCUUCAAGUGCAUGUACUUUGCCUUUUCAUCACGGCAAAUAGCUGCUGGUUAUCCAACGCGUAUUCUUGGGAACUUCCUCACCAAGGAGUCCAGUGUUAUUUCCGCCGUCUUGUUUUUAGGAAUCCAGGCGAUACCAUUUCUGCUGGAGAUUCGUACACUGCUAGACUGGGCGUGUACAAAUACCGUCCUCUCCAUCAUGUACUGGUUCAAGGUGGAGGACAUACGGGCCAAUAUCUACGUUAUUCAGUGCUUCAAGGAUGACGAAAGGAGAACUCCGCGUAAGCUGGGCAAGAUCAUCGGUGUGGGCGUAAAGAUAGUGACGGGUGGUUUUGGAGUAGCGGCGCUGAUUCUUGUCUUGUGGCUGCCCCUUAUUAUUAUCUCCUUGGUCAACUCUACCAGUCUGCCCAAUCAGCCGUACUCGGGAACGCUGUCAGUGCAGCUGGCUGGCUAUGAGCCGAUGUUUCGCUUCACUGGUGAAGAGGACUUUGUGAAGAAUAUCACGCAAAGUGACUACGAUCAAGUCAAGGCCAACCGGUCGCAAGCGGCGCUGAACGAGAUCUCCACGUACACAUACACGGACGUGUCUCACUUUCUCAUCCCGUCGCGCUCCGGCUCGCUAUGGGCUAUCAGCCCUCCGGCUCUGGAGGCGCUCAAGACGGAGCUGUCCGGGAGCAAGUCCUUUCUACCCAUCUAUUUCCACUGGUCGUUCAGACGGCGAUCGGCAACUGGUCUUGCGUCCGAUGCCGUGUCUGGCUCCACCAGCAAGUUUGUAACCGAUGACGAGCGUGCACAGCUGCUGGCAAUCCUCACAGGAGAUGCGCAGAAUGUUACGUUUAAAAGCAUCUUCCCCACGUUCAUCAACGCUCCAUCGAACGGCGUCGCGAAGGCCAUGUCUGCCCUGAAUCGGGAUCACCCGGUGAGUAUACAGCUAGCACUGAGCACGUACCCACCGGGGUCGGACGCGCCGCAGCGCUGGUGGUCACUCUACAGCGAAGGAAAGCACGUCAUCACUAACCCUGGUAGCGGUAGCGGCGGUGGUGUGAACGCCACUAACAGUGUGGAGAUGAUCAUAUUCAGUCCGAAGAUCGCUGCGCCUCAGUUCUCCAUAUUAGCCGGGCAAGGGAUCAUUGGUCUCUACAUCUCUCUAGUGCUGGUUGUCGGCCAGUUCCUGCGACUGUUCUUCAAGAACAUCUCGCAUCGCAUUCCCUUCGACGACCUGCCAAAUCCGGAUGCCAUUCACGGCCUUGUCAAAGACAUUUACUUGGUGCGUGAAAGUGGACGCUAUGGCUUGGAGGAGCGCCUUGUUGGCCAGCUGUUCCUCAUCUACCGCAAUUCGACGGAAAUGAUCCGUCUCACACGGGAGAAGCCCAUUGCCGGGAAGGUGAAGACAGAGUAAGCCGUCGUUCGCAUUCUGAGAACUGCUGUUGGCGCCUGAGACCACCAGCCUACACUCAGUAUCUUAUGCCGCACACAACGAUCAUCUCCUGCUGGAUCCUGCUACGAAAUAUAUCUCUAAUUCCUGUGAAAUGUCUACUUUCCCCAUGAAAUCUCUACUUUCCGUGAAAUGUCUUCACUUUCUGUGGACGCCCCAUCUCUCAUGGCAAUUUCAGCACUUCUAGGGAUUCAUCUCAGACUUAACUGUCCCUUGUUGUCUUCUGUGUCCCUUUGCCAGCCAUUUGCGUAAUGUGACGGCAAUGUUGAGUUGGCUAUUUUUCUAUGAGAUUUUUUUUGGACCUUUCGAAUCGUUUUACUUCAAGAGGCACAACACGACUUAGUGUUCUGUUGUUUUGUGUUUCGGUAUCCAUGGUGUCCAUGGUAUCGGUUGCUACCGGACCUAACAUACAUGUAGGUUUGCGGCGCCUGCGUCUUUUUAACAGCUGUUUUUUUACGUGCCCAACACAAAACUAGCCAUUCCCCACCGUGUCCUGAGGUCUGUUUUAGUUGUUGUACAUCAUGUAUGCCGUUCAUAUCAAAGGUACUGCUUACACUGCGUAUUCAAACUGAUCCUUUGAAUUCGUAGUUUUCCCAAUCCUUUCAAAAAUUAAAUUUUACACUGCAUACUAGUAGUUGUCUUAAUUGUCGUAUUCUUACACUUGGCUCAUUGGCAAGCUCAUGAGAUUUCAUCACUCCGAUUUUUAUGACAAUUCACUCCACCACUAGUAGAUCCAGCUGCCUGUUGAUUGGUUUUUUCAAUGUACACGUUCUGUACCCAAGUCGUGCUCUUCUUUUUCUAAAUAUUAAUGUUUCACCAGA
This is a messenger RNA of Sycon ciliatum, 8967 nucleotides long. RefSeq names its product piezo-type mechanosensitive ion channel component 1-like. NCBI's taxonomy places the organism in Eukaryota, Metazoa, Porifera, Calcarea, Leucosolenida, Sycettidae. The coding region runs from base 437 to 8110 and encodes 2557 amino acids. The record is from RefSeq and is a predicted model, not a curated record. Gene Ontology annotation, molecular function: mechanosensitive monoatomic ion channel activity. Gene Ontology annotation, cellular component: membrane. The transcript is spliced from 49 exons.